CCACAACCCCGAGUAAAGCAAGCAUCUUCCACAUCUAUCUCCUUUAAGCAGACUUACCCAAUAUUAAACCUCACCGCUGAUACAAUGGCCGAACUCCUUAACAAGCCCCGCUCAGAGCUCACCGAGUAUGAAAUAGCCGAACUAGAAAAAUACGAAUUCUCCGCUGGCCCCCUAUCGAUUUUGCAAACCGCCGUUCGCUCUCACAAUCAAGUCCUUAUUUCCUGCCGCAAUAACCGCAAGCUCCUCGCGCGUGUAAAGGCGUUCGAUAGGCAUUGCAACAUGGUUCUUGAGAAUGGAAGGCCUGUCAAUAAGGAUAGGUUCAUCAGCAAGAUGUUUUUGAGGGGUGAUUCGGUCAUCUUGGUGCUGUUGAGUUAGGCGGGUUAGGGUCAGAUGGCUGUGAUGGAAGUGUAGCAGUAUCAUAUAUUAAAAGUGCGAUGAAUUGAUGGAUUAAGGAGGGAGGUAGAUUUGAUGAACGCUAAUGUGCGUCAAUGAGAAUACAUUUUUUGCUCGUAA
Molecule: messenger RNA, 513 nt
Organism: Tuber melanosporum (Perigord truffle)
Lineage: Eukaryota; Fungi; Ascomycota; Pezizomycetes; Pezizales; Tuberaceae
Exons: 4
Coding region: 85-375 (96 amino acids)
Biological process (GO): spliceosomal snRNP assembly; RNA splicing
Cellular component (GO): U1 snRNP; U4/U6 x U5 tri-snRNP complex; precatalytic spliceosome
Molecular function (GO): RNA binding
Source: RefSeq, a predicted model, not a curated record